Molecule: messenger RNA, 738 nt
Organism: Heterostelium album PN500
Lineage: Eukaryota; Evosea; Eumycetozoa; Acytosteliales; Acytosteliaceae
Product: CRAL-TRIO domain-containing protein
Exons: 3
Coding region: 1-738 (245 amino acids)
Cellular component (GO): membrane
Molecular function (GO): phosphatidylinositol bisphosphate binding
Source: RefSeq, a predicted model, not a curated record
AUGAAAUAUAAAAUUAUGAAUAAUUUAACUGAAGAGGAACUCCAAAGAUUGGCAGAGUUUAAAAAGAUGUCAAUUGCUCAAAAUAUUGAUGAUCAUUAUUUAAUGGUUUAUCUCUUUGCAAAGAAGUUAAAUGUAGAAAAGGCAGCAGAGACACUACAAAACAAUAUUGACCUCAGAAGCAAGUUGGGAAUUCCAUUCCCUCUCAGAAAGGCACAGGUCAACGUGGAUAUAGUAAAGAAGAUGUACAGUUUCUUUAUACCAGACACUAGAGAUGCCAACGGCAGAGUGAUUGCCUAUCUCUAUCCAUCAAAGAUGAUACCCAAACAAUAUGAUUUCGUAGAUUGUAUGAAGAUUUUAUUUUGGUUUUCAGAUAUCACUGUAUAUGAAGAUUCUAUUGGACAUAGAAAUGGUAUGGUUGUAGUAGAGGAUCUUACAAAGGUGUCAAUGAAGAAUUUCGAUAGUAGACUUACCGAUAUGAUGAAAGGUAAAUCUUUGGAGAAUAUAUUCCCAGGACGUAUUGAGGCGAUCUACUUGAUUAAUCAACCGUGGUUCCUCAGAUUCUUGAUUGGUUUCGCAAAGACAUUCAUCAAAAACAAGAUUGUUAAGCGUCUGAAAAUCGUCGGAAAGAAAGAGAAGAUGGUAGAAUUUGUCGAUCCAAAUCAUCUACUUGAAGAGUUUGGUGGAAAAUUGAAUUUCGAUUAUCAUGGUUGGAUUGACUCUCUUCCAGCUGACUAUUAA